CGAAGCUCGGCUAUAGCGAAUAGCACUUGGAGGAGAGUUUUAUAUAUACAUAAAUAUUAGUCGCGGAGUGGAGAAAGUAUUAGUGUUAACACAACAGAAUGGCUCAGAAAAUCUUCUGCAAUAUAUUAGUGGCGAGCCUGCUGCUACUGCUGCCGCUCAGUGCCGAUGCCCGACCCUCGACGUCGGGAGUGGAGCAGCCGCCGCCGGUGGAUCCCAGCGAAUACCAUGGCAACCUGUCGGCGGAGACCAUACGGAAGGUGCAGCAGUGCGAGAAGGAUAUACCCACCAUGGAGCUGUGCAUGCGCUGUGCCAAGGUGACCAAGUCGGAUAUCGUCUAUCCAAUUUGCUGCAGCAACGACGAUGGCAUAAAGGACUGGUGCAGGGAGUACGUGUUCUUCGGCAUCGAAUAGAAAGGACCUACUUUCAUCGAAAAAUUAAAUUAUUUCGCACUCCUGCGCAAUGGAUUGGCUGUGAUAACCUACUGUAUUUAUUUUAAAUUAUGUAUCUAGGAAUAAACAAGGCUAAAUUAGCGUA
This is a messenger RNA of Drosophila kikkawai, 534 nucleotides long. RefSeq lists its product as uncharacterized. The record is from RefSeq and is a predicted model, not a curated record. Lineage: Eukaryota; Metazoa; Arthropoda; Insecta; Diptera; Drosophilidae.